AUGGUGUGGAAGUCUAUCGUUCUUUCAGUAUUCCUCGCGCUCGCAUUCCCGACCACCGAGGCUGUGACGUACUCUUCGGGAUGCGGCAAUGCUGCGAGCAUCACCAGCGGCACGUACACCACCACCGUCAACGGAACGGAGCGCGAGUACAUUGUGCGCGUGCCGGAGGGCUACAACUCGAGCGAGCCGUACCCGUUCAUCAUCGCCUACCACUGGUACGGCGGUAGUGCGUACAAUGUCACGCAAGACUCGUCCAAGUACGGCAACGGCAGCUACUAUGGUCUGUUGAGCUACGCCAACGAGUCCGCCAUCUUCGUGGCGCCCGAGGGGCUGGAGGUUGGCUGGUGGAACACAAACGACGAUGACAUGAAGUUCACCGACGCCAUCGUCCAGACCAUCGACGACGAGUUGUGUGUGGACCAAGACCAGCGGUUCGUGGUGGGCUUCAGUUUCGGCGGCUCGAUGGCGAAUGCGAUCGCCAAGUCAGGUCGCGGGACGACCUUCAAGGCCGCCGCCGUUUUAUCCGGCACGGACUACGUGGCAGCCAUCGGCGAACCUGCCCCCAUCGGCUUCUUCGUCGGGCACGGCGUGAGUGACCCAGGCAACCUGAUCUCCAAGGGUCGAUCCAUGCGCGACGUGUUCCUCGAGGUCAACGGCUGCACGAACCAGACUGCACCGGAGCCUGCGGUUGGCUCGGGCUCGCACGUCAAGACGUCGUACGCAAACUGCACCAAGCCCGUGACUUUCAUCGCUUUCGACGGUGUGCACGAGUACAGCCCUGUCGACAAGGGAUCCUCGUCCUCGUGGGUUCCAAGCGAGCUUUGGAGCUUUUUCUUCCCGUCAAAGAGCAGCUAG
Molecule: messenger RNA, 855 nt
Organism: Phytophthora sojae
Lineage: Eukaryota; Oomycota; Peronosporomycetes; Peronosporales; Peronosporaceae
Exons: 1
Coding region: 1-855 (284 amino acids)
Molecular function (GO): feruloyl esterase activity
Source: RefSeq, a predicted model, not a curated record